AGCGCGAGCCCGGGCGGCGGCGGGCGCAGUCCCUCGGGAGAGCCGGACGGAGCGCGACGGGCGGGCGGGCGAGCUGUCACGCUGGGGAGGAAGGACCCCGGGGGGGCCCAUGGAGAAGGAGAGCCGCUCCUCGCUGGCCAUGGGGCUGCUGAAAACCUUCGACUCGAGCGAGUUCGUGAGCUGGGAGAAGAUCGGCUCCGGCGGGUUCGGGCAGGUUUACAAAGUCCGCCACAUCCACUGGAAAACAUGGCUCGCCAUCAAGUGCUCGCCCAGCUUGCAUGUGGACGAGAAGGAGCGUAUGGAAUUAGUGGAAGAAGCUAAGAAAAUGGAAAUGGCAAAAUUCCGCUACAUUCUCCCAGUGUAUGGCAUCUGUCAGGAGCCUGUGGGUUUGGUCAUGGAAUACAUGGAGACAGGAUCACUGGAAAAACUCUUGGCCUCAGAACCACUGCCCUGGGAGCUACGCUUCCGGAUCAUCCACGAGACAGCUGUGGGCAUGAACUUCCUGCAUUGCAUGUCCCCACCUCUACUCCAUCUGGACCUCAAGCCGGCAAACAUACUGCUGGAUGCCCAUUACCACGUCAAGAUUUCAGAUUUUGGAUUAGCCAAAUGCAAUGGUCUUUCGCAUUCUCAUGAUCUGAGCAUGGAUGGGCUUUGUGGCACCAUUGCCUACCUCCCGCCGGAACGCAUUAAAGAAAAGAAUCGAUAUUUUGAUACCAAGCAUGAUGUCUACAGCUUUUCCAUUGUUAUCUGGGGAGUUCUCACCCAAAAAAAGCCCUUUUCAGAAGAAAAUAACAUUCUACAUAUCAUGAUGAAAGUCGUUAAUGGCCACCGUCCGCAAAUACCGCCUAUUUCCAAAUCCAGACCUCGUGCAUGUAAUAACUUGAUCAAACUGAUGCAAAAGUGCUGGCAAGAUGACCCUAGUAAAAGGCCAACAUUUCAAGAAAUUACCUCGGAAACAGAAGACCUCUGUGAAAAACCGGAAAAUGAAAAUAAGGAAGCAAUAGUCCAGGAAGACAUUAAGACUACUCAGCCUUACCCAAAGGCAAUGCCUGGCCUAUCCCAACUGAAGCAAGAGACUGAUCCCACAUCGGCUGAGGAUUGCAGCCUCUCUGAGUUGCUGUCCCAGCUAGACUCGGGCAUUUCACAGACAGAACAGCCCGAAGAGCUCACCCGUAGCGCCUCUGAGUCAAGGCUCGCUUCCAGUGACAAAAGGCUUUCAGGAGUGUCCUCUGUAGAUUCUGCCUUUUCUUCACGAGGUUCUCUGUCACUGUCAUUUGAGAGAGAGAAUUCUGGAAUUGAUAUUGGUUCAACAGAUAUUCAGAAAAGAAAGCUAGCAGAGGCAAUCGUAUCAGGAGACACUGGAAAGUUGAUGAAGAUCCUUCAGCCUCAGGAUGUCGAUCUCAUUUUAGAUGGGAAUUAUAGCCUUCUUCACUUGGCUGUUGAAUCAGGCCAGGAAGAAUGUGUAAAAUGGCUCCUUUUGUAUAAUGCCAACCCCAAUCUGACCAACAAGAGAGGCUCUACACCUCUGCACCUGGCUAUAGAGAAAAAGAACAAAGGUAUUGUUGAGCUUCUCUUGGCCAGGAAAAUCAAUGUGAAUGCUAAAGAUGAGGACCAGUGGACAGCCCUCCACUUUGCUGCUCAUAAUGGGGAUGAGCUGAGCAUGAGAAUGCUGCUGGAGAAGAAUGCCAUGCUGAAUGAAGUAGACUUUGAAGGGAGAGCUCCCAUCCAUGUUGCCUGCCAGCAUGGCCAAGAGAACAUUGUACGCAUUUUCCUGAGACGAGGGGUUGAUGCAGACAUCAAAGCAAAGGACAACUGGGUGCCUUUGCAUUACGCAGCCUGGCAAGGUCACUUACCUAUUGUUAAGCUUCUGGCUAAGCAGCCAGGAGUCAAUGUGAAUGCUCAGACAGUGGAUGGAAGAACCCCUCUGCAUCUGGCUGCCCAACGAGGGCAUUACCGAGUCGCUCGUAUACUUGUGGAACUGCAGUCAGACAUCAAUGUCAGAAAUGUGUUUCUUCACACUGCUCUCCACGUAGCUGCUGAAACAGGCCAUACCAGCACUUCAAGGUUGCUGCUCAACCGUGGUGCGGAUAUUGAAGCAGUAACAGUGGAAGGCUGCACUGCACUCCACCUAGCAGCUCGCAAUGGGCACUUACCAACCACCAAGCUGUUGACUGAGGAGGGUGCGGACGUCUGGGCUCGGGGCCCUUUAAACAGGCUGGCACUACACCUUGCUGCUGAAAAUGGACAUGAUGAGAUUGUAGAGGAACUUGUGAAUCCAGAAAAUGUCAAUGAUUCCGAUGAGGAAGGGUUGACUUCUCUACAUCUGGCAGCAAAAGGUGGACACAUGAGCACAGCUAAGCUUCUGUUAAAGCGCGGGGCCCUUCCUAAUGUGCAAAACCUUGCAUGUCAGACCCCAUUGCAACUGGCUGCACAAAAUGGGAGUACUGCUCUUGUGAUGCUAUUUAGUGAGACACAAGGCACCUGCUGAUGUUUCCAGUCUUCCUCGUGAGACGGUGGGAGCUUAAGCAGGAGUUUCCAUCCUCUGACUGUUACUUUGGCAAGCGUGUCUGCUUGUCUUGCAGGCAAGCCCAAAUUCCCUCCUAGCAAAACAUAUUGGUUGAUGUAACAAUCCAGUGGGAAUGACUGUGGGAGCGGAAAAUGCAGUCUGGCACCGUACCUGUAAGAUGGUGUUGAGCAAGCCAUAAGUAAAAGAAAUGUUCUUUCCCUGAUGCUUCAGCAACAGUGGAGUUGACUUGCCCUUAUAAAGGUGAUAAGAGUAACACCUUUCCAAAAGAUAAGGUAGUUUUAACUGAAGACUUGUCUCUUUCAAAGGAAUCAAAAGUUAUAUUAUUUCAGUUUUUUCUUACAUUCAGACAAAUGAUGGGAGAGACAUGGUAGAAUGUUACAGAAGAAUAUUUAUGAAAUUGAUUUUUCUUUGCCUGUAUCCUCAGUGCAGUAGCAAAUGCAGACAUUAGCACUGUUGUGAGAAAAAUGCUGGAAGGAUACUUGUCCUUAAGCCACACGGAUAACAAUCAAAAUGUCGGUUUCAUAAUAGGCAAGAGACUGUUGAAAAUGAAUGCGAGAAACACCCAUUUCAAAGCUGCACAUUUCUGGGUUUUCUGAUGGUCAGUUUUUCCAUGAUCAUCAUCAUCAAAGCUACUGCUUGCAAUGAAAAGUGUGAGCAACCCUAUGUUAAUUGAAGGGCGUAUUGCAUAGAAAUUCGUUUCUUACAUACAAUACCAGCUUAUGUAUAUAUACAGUGUAUAUGCAUGGUCUUAUAACUCAUAGUGUAUGAAUGUGAAUGAACGCAGCAAACCAAGAGAAUGCACACACAUUUAUAAUGAAGCUCAAAAAAUUCAUGACAACAAGAUUAGAUAAAAAUCUAUUUGUUUGUAUGUUCUGAAGAGCAAUUUUUAAAUGGUAUAAAUUGCUGAACCACAUGUACAGUACUGUAUUGUCUCUGAAAUUUUUUUGCUGUGUUUGAUAAUCUAAUAUAAGGAUAUACUGUGUAUAUAGUAUUUCAGUCCAUUGUAUGUCUUUUUUUCUACUGUAGAAAACUGAGACUCAACAUCUGGGUAUGUUUUAAUACACCUUUUAUAACGUGCAUUUGUUUUUCAAACAUGACCUGCUAUCAAUAAAAUACUUCUGU
Messenger RNA from Pogona vitticeps (central bearded dragon), 3649 nucleotides. RefSeq names its product receptor interacting serine/threonine kinase 4 (gene RIPK4). The record is from RefSeq and is a predicted model, not a curated record. Gene Ontology annotation, biological process: protein phosphorylation. Lineage: Eukaryota; Metazoa; Chordata; Lepidosauria; Squamata; Agamidae. Gene Ontology annotation, molecular function: ATP binding; protein binding; protein kinase activity.